Aspergillus candidus is the source of this 3026-nucleotide messenger RNA. RefSeq lists its product as uncharacterized. Lineage: Eukaryota; Fungi; Ascomycota; Eurotiomycetes; Eurotiales; Aspergillaceae. The record is from RefSeq and is a predicted model, not a curated record. Bases 12 to 2918 code for a protein of 968 amino acids. The transcript has 14 exons.
GACAACGCUUCAUGUCUUGGGAUAUGGCUGGAUCCACGUCGAACUUCGCAUUCUCCCCGAUGGCCUCGCCAUCGGGGUCUUCACGGGGAGUCUUCACUCCAACAUCAUCAUCAGCAUCAUCAUCAAGCGAUAGGGAUACCAGAACAACCCCAACCUCCCACCAGACCCCUCCCAUCUCGCAAGUCCAGAGAACAUCGCCGACACCCACAUCUCUAUUUGGGAAUCUCAAUAUCAAUAGCACAGGGACUAGAGAUCCAGCAGAUGCCACGAAUGGCGUUAACAGGAGAGAUCCCUUCAGCACAUACAGGGACCCAGAAGUCCAAUCUACAUCUACCCGCGAUGCCACCGAACGUCCGUUUACGUCCGUUGUGGAUCUAACAGAGGGGGAAGAUCAAGUAGAUGAGACACUAUCUCGUCGGACGUCGAUGGAGGUGGACGAUCGAACAGACACCCCUCAUAACGAACCACUUCCCCCGGCGCCAAUAUACAACAGUCAGCUGCAAGAUGGGUUGAGCGAAGUCAAGAGCCUGCUCGCGGGGAUAGCAAAUACAAUGCGCCUGUCGGAAUUGACUGACGACCCAAACACCAGUCUUCACAAGUUGUACAAUGAGACAAAAAAGGCGAGCGAGUUCAGAUACCCGGAGACUCGGACGGUAGGGCUCAUCGGGGACUCGGGUGUUGGAAAGAGCUCAGUGAUCAACUCACUUCUCGACCAGGCAAAUCUCGCGCGCUCGAGCCGAGACGGAUCAGCGUGCACCUGUGUGGUAACCGAAUUUCGACACUCGGGCAACGACCACGAUCCAUACACAAUCAAAGCCGAAUUCAUGAACCCGGACGAAGUGAAAGAACUGCUUGAAGAGCUGCUGCAAAGUGUUCGCCAGUUUUACACCCACUCCCUCUACCAGCAGCUUAGAUCCGCCGAAGAGCGGGCGAGCUGUCGAGAGAAAUCCGAUCGCGCGUGGGAAGCGCUGGAGUCCCUGUUCAAAAACGAGGCUGAAAUGAGUCUCGAAUACGUAUCGCGCGACGAGGAAGGCGCGGAGCUGGCUAUUCUGAACCAGCUCGAGAGGUGGGCCCUUCUGGGUUCCGCCCAUCGACCGGGGGGGCCGAACAAUUUGGAGCAUACGGUAGUGUGUGCUUGCUUGGACGAAUGCAAGCAGCAGCUGGACCUUCUGACGGCCGAUUCACCGGAGGAAAACCGGCCUGCCCUGUGGCCGUUUAUUAAAUUGAUCAGAGUGUAUCUGGACGCGACCAUCCUGCGUACAGGCCUGGUCCUGGCAGAUUUACCAGGGUUACGAGAUAUGAACUACGCAAGGGUUCGAGCCACAGAACACUAUCUCAACCACAAGUGCGACGAGGUGUUCAUUGUGACCAACAUCACUCGAUGCAUAACCGACCAAUCCAUCCCCGAUAUCAUCGGCAGAUGCAGGGAGAGCCAGCCGCGGCGCAUUAUCUGCACGAGAUCAGAGGACGUCUCCCCCGAAGAAACCGCCCGUGGACAAUUGCAGAUAGCUCCGCGCGUACGUGAAAUGAACCGAGGCAUCGACCGAAUCAAAGAGCAACAACGAGAUGCCAGUAUUCGGAAGAAGAGGGCCGUCGACCCGGAGAAGACACAAAUUGUUCUGGAACAAGCGAGCUUGAGAGAGCGAAUGGAAGCGCUCGAACUGGAGAGAACUCAAUUGCUGGUCCGGGAGCGGAUCACGCGAAUCACGCGCGAACUGGCCAGCAAAUACCGAAACGAGCGUGUCUUUUGCGUCAGCAACUCCCUAUACAGGGAGUACCACGAUGAUCAUGAGGAACACGCGGAAGCGUAUCUUCAGCUCAGCGGGGUUCGACAGCUUCGCAGCUAUUGCCAGCUGGUUCCAGCGGAUGCCCAACUACGCGCCACGUCCGCUUUUCUGAAUCAUCAAGUACCCGCACAUCUGAUGUCGCUGCGCCAGUGGGCGCUAUCAGGGGCCGAUUCCGUCACGGUCGAAAAAGCUGCCACUCUUCGACGGGUGCUAGGGGAUGUGGAAGCGACGCUCCGUCAGGAUUUCAUGUCGCGUGAAGCACCUCUCCGAAAUACACAAAAAAACGUGGACCGUUUAUUUGAUCAAUAUAUCCUCAACAGUAUCCGAACUCGCGGCAGCGCAUGGACAGCACAUUCUGUACGAGUGAGCGAGGAAUGGAGAGCAUGGGCCCACGGGACCUACGCAGCGUGGUGUCGCAAAUUUGGAACCCACCGAACCAAGACACAAGAGUACUGCUGCUGGAACGAUGCCUUGAUCCAGAACCCGCGAGACUGUCUUGGCCCAGGCUGGGAUCGAAUUGUUGACCAUCUGGAAUCCAGCAUAGAGUCACUGGGUUCAGAUACCUCUCGGGCUUUUGGGAGAAUGCAGUGUGUACUGGCAGAGCAUCAGAAUCUAGCUCCCCAGGCCCUUGGAAACCUCCUGACUGGGGUGGAGGCCAGACAGAAGUGCAUCGCAGAUGAGAUUCAAUAUGCCUUUGCCAACAUUGUUCACAAUGUGUACCUCAUCAGAAGAGACAUGCUUUUUGGGCACGCGAGUUCCGUCAUGACAGGUCUCAUGCGCUCUGCGUAUAUCUCCUGCAAUAGUGCGUCAGGGACAGGAAGUGACAAAAUCCGCAAAGAUACCAUCCGCGAUCAUCUGAUACACUCUCGACUUUUCGCCCGCUACCUGCACAUCAAUCGAGAGAUGUAUCAGUCUGCCACGGUAGAGCCGUUCGUCGCUUUAGAGAAGAAGGUCCAUAGACAGGUGCAGAGGGUUAUCAGAGACGUGCAGGCGGCGGUAGCUGCAGAUGGGGAGGCUCCAGAGGCGGAACAGGCUCCGGCAUUGGCGGAAGAAAUGCGCCGUCGGGUGAGUUGUGCCCUGGAAAGUGUGGCACGCGUUCAGGCUGUUCUGGAGGGACUGGUCUCGUACUGAGGAGGCUUACUCCGUUGUCUUUGUGCUGAGUGGGUCCGAGACUGGGGUAUAAACAUGUGUAGUAUGUGGGACUUUCAACGUACAAAUUGCGAAGCAUUGAUAUUAUUA